Cottoperca gobio is the source of this 1926-nucleotide messenger RNA. Its product is annotated as cystine/glutamate transporter. The transcript is spliced from 13 exons. Gene Ontology annotation, cellular component: membrane. The record is from RefSeq and is a predicted model, not a curated record. The coding region runs from base 244 to 1701 and encodes 485 amino acids. Gene Ontology annotation, biological process: amino acid transmembrane transport. Gene Ontology annotation, molecular function: L-amino acid transmembrane transporter activity. NCBI's taxonomy places the organism in Eukaryota, Metazoa, Chordata, Actinopteri, Perciformes, Bovichtidae.
AGUGCCGGCUUUGUUCCCUGCUCAGACUGGGCGGUUUGGGUUAGGGCCAAUAAGGGGAGAAAGAGGGAAGUUAGGGGUAGUGGGGGACAUGUUGAUGCCAGUGUUGUUUCUUGCUACCGCGGCUUCAUGCUCAUUUGCUAAACUGCUGCAAAUGUGUGUCCAGAAGGGUUAAGCGGAUGCCCAAAGAGGACUGUUGAUAGCUGAAGAGGGAAGGAUUCUGCUGCUGAGACAACAAAGAGAGAAAUGGACGGGAUACAACUGAAGAAAGAGGAUGACAAGAAAGAAAAGAAGGAAGAGGAGGUGGUGCACCUUCGGAGAGAGAUCGGCCUCCUGCCUGCGGUGUGCUUCAUCAUCGGAACAGUGGUGGGCAGUGGGAUCUUCAUCGCACCCAAGGGAGUCCUGAUAAACAGCGGCAGCGUGGGGCUCUCUCUGCUGGUGUGGGCGCUGUGUGGGGUCCUCUCCUUGUUUGGGGCCCUGUGCUAUGCUGAACUGGGCACCAGUUUUACUAAAUCAGGGGGUCACUACACUUAUCUGCUGGAGACACUGGGGCCGCUGCCAGCCUUUUUACGACUCUGGGUGGAGUUCAUAUUCAUCAGGCCAGCUGUGGCUUCGUAUGUGUCUCUGGCGUUUGGCACCUAUGUGGUGGAGCCGUUCUUUGCACCCUGUGCUGCUCCCGAAGUGCUCAUCAAACUUGUCAGCAUCCUAGGAUUGACUGUCGUCGUGGCAAUCAACUGCUGGAGUGUGACCCUGGCCUCUCGCACUCAGAUCACUUUGACUUUCAUCAAGAUGUUUGCUCUGGUCCUUAUCAUCGUCCCGGGUAUGAUCGCACUGGCCAAAGGUAAAACGGAGAAUUUCCAGAAUGGUUUUGAGGUUGACUCACUAACACUGGACAGGUUGCCACUGGCCUUCUAUAAUGGCCUAUAUGCUUACGGUGGAUGGUUUUAUCUGAACUUUGUCACAGAAGAGGUCAUAAACCCAAAUAGAAACAUCCCGCUGGCAAUAAUCUGCUCCAUGGUGACAGUGACAGUCUGUUAUGUGCUUGUUAAUGUGGCCUACUACACGAUGAUGACCCCCGCUGAGCUGCUGCUGUCUGACGCUGUGGCUGUGACGUUUGCGAACCGUGCUCUCCAUGGAAUGGCUUCCGUGAUUCCCUUUCUUGUGGCUCUAUCCUGCCUUGGAGCGCUUAACGGCGGCUUCUUCGGGGCACCCAGGAUGCUGUUUGUGGGAGCCAGAGAGGGCCACUGGCCUCCCAUCUUUUCCAUGAUUCACAUCCGCAGACGCACACCUUUGCCCGCUGUGCUGUUACUGUACCCCUUGGCGGUGCUGAUGUUGAUCACUGAAGAGAUCUACCAGCUCAUCAACUUUGCCUCUUUUGCUCGCUGGUUCUUCAUCGCCUUGGCAACCUUGGGGAUGCUCAUCCAUCGAUAUCGCUUCCCCCUCCACCCGAGACCUUUCAAGGUGCCGCUGAUCAUCGCAGUCACCUUCACCGUGGUCUGCUUCUUCAUCGUGGGUCUGUCUCUGUACUCGGACCCCUGGAACACAGGGUGGAGCUGCGCUCUCACGCUGACCGGGGUCCCAGUUUACUAUGUGACCGUCUACCGCUACCGCCUGCCCCAUAGAUGGAGUCGCAUCUUCAACUACCUCAGCAAGCAGCUGCAGAUUCUUCUAGAAGUGGCUCAACAGGAAGUGCAGACAUACUGAAGACCCCAAAGACCGCUUUCCACUGACGAGACUUCCUGAAUAAUCUGUCUGGUUUGAACCGACUGUAUGUUUUAAGUGUGCAUUUUGAUACUAAAAGAAUGUUACGAUGCCGUUUGGAGAAAACUAUGUUGUAACUACGUUGCUCAUGUUUCACACUUGUUUCUAAAACUCUGCUCAAGUCUUACUUUCAACAAAGGACCAAUAAAGUCAUUCCCGAAUCACUGA